CAAUGCCACUGCUGCACUUGCACCUCUGCUUCACCAGCAUGCUGUGCUGGCUGGCCCAUGAGUCCAGCUCCUUGGUGCUGCCCAAUGCCACCGAGCUCCUGUCCCCUCCUAGCAGCACAAGGACGGGUCCAGCUCCAGGUGCAGGGAUGCCCCGGAGCCGCCGCCGCCGGUACCUGUCCCCCCGUGACAUGAAUGCCAUCCUGGACUACCACAACCAGGUGCGGGCACAGGUGUCCCCCCCUGCUGCCAACAUGGAGUACAUGGUGUGGGAUGAGCGGCUGGCCAGGGCGGCAGAGGCAUGGGCUGCACGGUGCGUGUGGGAGCACGGCCCCCCCCAGCUGAUGAAAUAUGUGGGGCAGAACCUCUCCAUCCACUCGGGCAGGUACCGCUCCGUGGUGGACAUGGUGAGGUCGUGGCACCACGAGCAGCAGCACUACUCCUUCCCGCAUCCCCGCGAGUGCAACCCCCGCUGUCCCUCCAAGUGCAGCGGCUCUGUCUGCAGCCACUACACUCAGAUGGUGUGGGCCUCCUCCAACAGGCUGGGCUGCGCCCUGCAGGCCUGCAGCAACAUGCAUGUUUGGGGCAGCACGUGGCGCCGCGCCGUCCUGCUCGUCUGCAACUACGCCAUCAAGGGCAACUGGAUCGGGGAAGCACCGUACAAGAUAGGGAGGCCGUGCUCAGCCUGCCCACCCACCUACGGGGGGGUCUGCUCUAACAACAUGUGCUUCACAGGACUCAAAUCCAACCAAGUGAGCUGGUUUUAGGACGGCGGCACUGCUCCACUCCCUCCUGCACCCCAUGGGGACAGGGGCAGCAGGAUUAUUUAUGGCACCACGAUGCUUUUGUCCUCCCCAGCCCAGCCCUCCCUGUGCUGCUUUAGCCUUUAGGCAGGACACAGAGCCUGCUUUGGCCCCAGUGCUGCCACUCUGGGGGUUCUUUUUGGACACCCCCUGGGACUGCUACCAUCUGCAGCUGCUUCACACCUGGGGGGCACUGGGGGUGCUGGGGACACACGGGGCUGGUGAGGCCCUGCUGCGCAGGGCUGGGUGGGA
Molecule: messenger RNA, 1052 nt
Organism: Lagopus muta (rock ptarmigan)
Lineage: Eukaryota; Metazoa; Chordata; Aves; Galliformes; Phasianidae
Gene: R3HDML
Product: R3H domain containing like
Exons: 5
Coding region: 3-764 (253 amino acids)
Source: RefSeq, a predicted model, not a curated record